Molecule: messenger RNA, 552 nt
Organism: Sodiomyces alkalinus F11
Lineage: Eukaryota; Fungi; Ascomycota; Sordariomycetes; Glomerellales; Plectosphaerellaceae
Product: DUF962 domain-containing protein
Exons: 2
Biological process (GO): sphingoid catabolic process
Cellular component (GO): endoplasmic reticulum
Source: RefSeq, a predicted model, not a curated record
UACGGGGCAUAUCAUCAUAACCCCGUCAAUGUCGUCAUGCACAUGGCCUGUGUUCCCCUUAUCUUGUAUUCCGGAUUCUGCUUGGCCACCAAUUCGGGGACACUAAUACCGUUACCCUCCUGGCUCACGGCCCCUUACCUGGAUCUCAACUUGGGGACACUGGCUGCUUUGACAUGGGGCAGUCUUUACGUUCUCCUUGAGCCCGUGGCCGGCACUCUCCUGGCCGUUAUCAACCUGGCCGCUACCGCCUAUUGUAAUUCUCUGAGGCUUCACAACCCCGAAUGGACGAAUCAGGUCGCCAUCGUAGUCCAUGUCGCCUGCUGGAUUCUUCAGUUCGUCGGCCACGGUGCGUUCGAAGGUCGAGCCCCCGCCCUCCUCGACAACCUUGUGCAGGCCAUCUUCCUUGCCCCAUUGUUCGUCUGGCUCGAAUUUCUCUUCAAGCUGGGUUACAGGCCAGAACUUCAGGCUCGCGUCAGCAAAGCUGUCGAGAAGGAGAUCGCCAAGUUCCGCGCUGCCAAAGACAACGCGGCUAAGAAUGACAAGAGCCAAUAA